Messenger RNA from Acromyrmex echinatior (Panamanian leafcutter ant), 2309 nucleotides. Its product is annotated as putative tubulin polyglutamylase TTLL2. Gene Ontology annotation, biological process: protein polyglutamylation; microtubule cytoskeleton organization. Lineage: Eukaryota; Metazoa; Arthropoda; Insecta; Hymenoptera; Formicidae. Gene Ontology annotation, cellular component: ciliary basal body. The record is from RefSeq and is a predicted model, not a curated record. Gene Ontology annotation, molecular function: tubulin-glutamic acid ligase activity; tubulin binding.
CCUUGACGAGAAAGAACGACAGUGCCCGUCGCGUGCUUCUAAUAACCUUCCAUAAAUUCGAAUUAUCUAAAUUCUCUCGGAUCCUUCCACAACGAGCUGUUUCUGACCGCCUAUUACAUAUCUCAACCGACAUUCUCAUCUAGCGGCCUUGCCGUCCCUUGCGGCAAUCGUGGUGGAAAGCGCAUAAAAGCUGCAAGCGGCUCACAGCGGUAGCCUGCGCACCUGCGAGAAUCAGCCGAAAGCGAUUGCGUAGACCAGAACGUGGCCGCGUACCAGUGAGAACCGAGAUCCCGCCUUGUCUACACUAACCAUCUCAGCGAGAAACUUCGCGGGGAAAAAAAUAAGCUUCGAUGUAUCGAAGCUACGAACGAUUCUCGAUUCAUCAAGUCAAAAUGGUAGCAGAGUUGGCAGUAAAUUUAUUUACAUCUGUUACCUCUGUAUAACUCUCAGUAUAUGAGAAUUGGAAUUAUUGACAAAAGGUUUAUCAUCUGUAAAGAUUGCAUAUUAUAAUGAGCUUCUUAAAUAUAAUGCAAUAUCGACGUAAUUAAACCGGAAGUUCGUUGUAUCUCAAAAAGAAUACGAUGCUUCGGCAUGGCAGUAAAAUGUAUGGAAGGGCCUUUUGUGUUCAGACUAAAUGACAACGGUACCGGACCGCAUCUACUUGUACAGGUUUGCACGGAAAGGGGAUGGCGGGAGUACGCCGGUGAAAAUAAUGUAUUCAAAGAUCGAUGGAAUUUAUGGUGGCGGUCCGGCGGUUUCCCCACAUCACAUUACAGGCCAUUAUUCCCCUGCCAGUUCGUCAAUCGAAUACCAAAGGGAAAUUCCAUCUGUCGAAAGGAUAAGCUUAUCCAUUAUCUCUGUUUGAUAUUUAUUCAUCAUAUUAGUCCCGUAGGAUAUAACCUGCCUUCUGAAUAUACAAAAUUGGCCGAAGAGUGUAGUCGUUACGAGAAAGAUGAUAAAAUUUGGAUUUGCAAACCGGUCGGCCAAAGUCAAGGGAGAGGAAUCUUUUUAUUUCGCAAAUUAAGCGAUCUAUCGUAUGACAAUGCCGCGGUUGUACAAAGAUAUAUCGAGAAUCCUUUGCUAAUCGGAGGAUACAAAUUCGAUCUUCGUUUAUAUGUAUGCGUGCCAUCGUAUCGCCCGUUAACGAUUUAUUUGUACAAGGAAGGUCUGGCUCGUUUUGCCACUGAAAAGUUUUCCUUGGAGCGAUUAGAUGAUCCCUUUCGACAUCUCACAAAUUUUUCUCUAAACAAACUGGGACCAGGUUAUUCAGAAAAGAAAGAACGCAUCGGUGCCGGAUGCAAAUGGACAUUUAGACAAUUGCGGAGAUAUUUCGAACAGUCAGGAUACUUUGAUUGGAUUCUGUGGCAGAGAAUCUCCUGUCUCGUAACUUUAACAAUUCUAAGUCAAGCAGCAGGCAUUCCUAAAUCUUCGAAUUGUUUUGAAUUUUUUGGCUUCGACGUGCUGAUUGACGAAAAUUUAAAGCCGUGGCUUUUAGAAGUGAACUUAAGUCCGGCUUUAAGUAACGACUGCGAAGUCGAUUCAGAAGUGAAAAAACCCCUGUUGCAUGAUUUGUUUGAUUUAUUGGGUCUUCCAGUAUGCAAUACCGGACUCUCUCUGUUUACAAUCUGGUCCUCUCCCGACCGCAUCGAGGAGGAUGAGGGCGAAGUGUCUUCCAAAUUCGGUCGUUCCGUGAAAAAGAGAUCGAAACUCGGACGAGAAGCUGAAACUUUUCUAAAUUUUUCCUCGGAGACCCAAGCCACGUUGCGACAAUCACCACCGGAAGUUUGUCCUACUACCUGGCCACGCCAUUACAACCAGCUGUUAAUGGACAAAUACAUACAUCGAUAUAAAGGAAAUACGAUCGAGAAUCAUGCGUCAUCGCCGAUUUGGGAUAAUGGUAGAGAUUGGAGGACUUCCUGCGUAAGAGAAGGCGGAUGGAUUCGUAUUUGCCCGUUUAUUCGGAUGAAACAUAUGGAGAAUACGGAAUAUACGAGACCGUCACCCAGAAUUGUUGAAAAUGAAAUCAAGAACAUGGUCCUGUCUAUACAAAAAUAUUUAAAAGCUGCAAAGGAAGUGCAGCAGAGGAACGAAAAACUCACGGACGAGCAGUGCAAUGCUCUUUUGCGAAAAGCACUCGAAUUAAAUACAGAAAUUUGGCUGCCAGAAAAGUAAAAACCUAGGAGUCUGGAUUUUUUGCUCACGAUGUUCAAAUUUAUUUUACGCUUGCUCAUAUAUAGUGUUAUUUUAAGAAAUAUUUCGUAUGAUGUUUAAUGCACAUUAUAUUAAACGUGCAUUUUUUCAUUCCAUCG